AUGGGAGGGGGUGGGGAGAGUCGAGGAGAUUCGACAGGGAUGCUGAUUUGGGAACCUGACGUGUGUGUGCGCGAGAUGCCCCGGAGCGGAGACGUAAGAGUGAGGAGGAAUAGGGUUGAGAGUGCAGGGGAGGGAGAGAGGGGGAGAGGGGGGGGCUGGAGACGAGAGGAGAUGGAUAGGAAGAAGACGGACCGCACUCCAGGAUUCCGUGAUGUGAGCCACGACUCCGUGAAGCUGAUCAAGUUCGCGGACGACACCACCCUCAUUGGACUCAUCUCCAACAACGAUGAGUCCGCCUACAGGAGGGAGGUGGACCGGCUGGUGUCCUGGUGCAGUGGUAACAACCUGGAGCUGAACGCCCAGAAGACAGUGGAGAUGAUUGUGGACUUCAGGAAGAGCACUGUCCCCCCGCCCCCACCCUCCGUGAUGGACUCCCCCAUCACCUCUGUGGAGUCCUUCCGUUUCCUGGGCACCACCAUCACCCAGGACCUCAAGUGGGAGCCGACCAUCAGCUCUCUCAUCAAGAAGGCCCAGCAGAGGAUGUACUUCCUGCGGCAGCUCAGGAAAGCCAAGCUGCCUGCACAGAUGUUGGUGCAGUUCUACACGGCCAUCAUCGAGUCCAUCCUCACCUCCUCCAUCACCGUGUGGUUCGCUGGAGCCACAGUCAGGGACAAACAGAGACUACAGCGCAUUGUGCGCUCUGCAGAGGAAGUGAUCGGCCGCAGCCUUUCAUCGCUGCAGGACCUGCAGGAGGCUGCGGUCCAUCAGGACUAG
This is a messenger RNA of Knipowitschia caucasica, 774 nucleotides long. The record is from the annotation of a GenBank genome assembly. NCBI's taxonomy places the organism in Eukaryota, Metazoa, Chordata, Actinopteri, Gobiiformes, Gobiidae.